CCUUUUCCUCAUCCUGGGUGGCAAUGCUCAGGUAUCUGGGAGCCAUGUGUGUAACCAGUACAGAACAUCAGGUUCUUUGCCAGAGGAAAAAAAAGAGUUUCUGCAAAAUGGACCAGGCUUACAAGACUUUGUGUCUGGAGAUUUGUCAGACAAGAGCACGUGGGCUGAGUAUAAAGGCAAUUUAAAGCGUCAGAAAGGAGAAAGGCUGCGACUUCCUCCAUGGCUGAAAACAAAGAUUCCCAUGGGAAAGAACUACAAUAAACUAAAGAAUACCUUGAGAAGUUUAAAUCUUCAUACGGUAUGUGAAGAAGCACGUUGUCCCAACAUUGGAGAAUGCUGGGGAGGUGGUGAAUAUGCUACAGCUACAGCUACUAUUAUGCUGAUGGGUGACACAUGCACUAGAGGUUGCAGAUUUUGUUCAGUAAAGACAGCCAAAAAUCCACCUCCACUGGAUCCCAUGGAGCCUUACAACACAGCAAAGGCUAUAGCUGAGUGGGGCUUGGAUUAUGUUGUAUUGACGUCUGUGGACAGAGACGAUAUGCCUGACGGUGGAGCAGAACACUUUGCAAAGACAGUCUCUCAUCUGAAAGAAAGGAAUUCAAAAAUUCUGGUAGAAUGCCUGACUCCCGACUUCCGCGGGGACCUUAAGGCCGUGGAGAAGGUAGCGUUGUCUGGGCUGGACGUCUACGCCCACAACGUGGAAACGGUGCCACAACUACAGAG
Pelecanus crispus (Dalmatian pelican) is the source of this 723-nucleotide messenger RNA. The record is from RefSeq and is a predicted model, not a curated record. NCBI's taxonomy places the organism in Eukaryota, Metazoa, Chordata, Aves, Pelecaniformes, Pelecanidae.